This is a messenger RNA of Salvelinus sp. IW2-2015, 1745 nucleotides long. Its product is annotated as EEIG family member 2. Bases 302 to 1426 code for a protein of 374 amino acids. The transcript is spliced from 11 exons. The record is from RefSeq and is a predicted model, not a curated record. NCBI's taxonomy places the organism in Eukaryota, Metazoa, Chordata, Actinopteri, Salmoniformes, Salmonidae.
CGUCACAUACAUUAUGGGUUAUGGCCAAUGGUUAUAGCCAGUAACAACUAGGGGUAGCUAGGCACUGGAGCGUAAAGUAUUUGAAUUGACCGACAAUCGCUAGCAGACUGAGCUGUCACAGUCAGCCUGUUUCUUUACCGCCUGCUAUGUUAGGUUACAGGCUGGCAAGUGUGGAAGAAGUCACAGUCAAGAGACUCAAGAAGCUUGAGCUGUGGCUAGCGACCCGACGUACAUUAUUUACCAGUUUUCACUAGCUAGCUAGCCUAGUUAGCUACUUUAACUAACGUUAGUUAGGUUAACAAUGUCGUUCAUUAUGAUGAAGAAAAAUAAAUUCAAAUUUAAGGUAGAUUUCGAGUUGGACGAACUAUCUUCUGUUCCCUUUGUCAACGGGGUCUUGUUCUGCAAAGUACGGCUCCAAGACGGUGGCUUUACUGAAGAGUCCUCUCGGGAGCAGGUCCAGGCUAACUGUGUGCGCUGGAGGAAGAGGUUCUCCUUCCUGUGUAAGAUGAGUGCCAACGCUGGGACAGGAGUACUGGACCCCUGUGUGUGCCGGGUGUCUGUGCGCAAGGAAAUGAAGGGUGGAAAGACCUUUGCAAAGCUGGGUUUUGCUGACCUGAACCUGUCAGAGUUUGCUGGCUCUGGCAGCACCACGCGGCGAUGUCUACUAGAGGGUUACGAUACCAAGAACACCAGACAGGACAACUCCAUACUCAAGGUCGUCAUCAGCACACAGCUCAUGUCUGGGGACCCCUGCUUUAAAACGCCACCGUCCACAGCCAUGAAACUGGGCAUCCAGCAGGCAGAGUGUCUCUAUGAAGACAGGAAGGGAGGGGACACCCACACACCCUGCCUCUCCAUACCAGAGCCCCCGGGGAAGUGUGUGUCUACUCCUGAUGAGCCGAGAGCAUAUGGCCACUCUAGAACAUCCAGCUAUGCCAGCCAACAGUCCAAAGUGUCAGGCUAUAGCUCAGGUCACUCACGCUCCUCCAGCCUAUCAGAGCUCACACACAAGAGGAACCCCUCAGCGGGCUCCGCCUCCACAGGCAUCGGAAGUAUUCCUGAACCCAGCGUGGACCGGGGGGCUGAGAGGGAGGCCCGCUCUACACCUCCUGUCUCUGUCACCUGUUCCUGCUCCCCCGUGCCUGAACACCCCCCCACCCCCUCCUCAGAGAGACUCAGCAGGCAUCCAGUGAAGCAGAGCUCGGUGGAGUGUCAGCUGAAGAGGGUAGACGCUACACGGGUAGACGCUGACGACAUCGUGGAGAAGAUCCUCCAGAGCCAGGACUUCAGCCACGGCCUGCUGGACUCCAGCGCUGAGGAGGAGGGGCUCAGGCUGUUUGUUGGUCCUGGUGGAAGCACAGCGCUGGGAAGCCAACACACCAGGGUUGGCGCGGGGCCCUACGAGCAGGUGGUGAUCAGACGCUAGCCCCCUGGGAGUGGAUGUGUCUCGKAAGGUGCCAGAACACCACAGAGUCUGACAGAGGGAAAUAGUUGUCUCACCUCUAUGCAGGACAAACAUUUGUUCCAAUGGGAGUCCAGGUCUGAUGUGUGGAACCUGUGUAAGCCUGCUCCCUUAGUGUUGAAGCCAGGAGGUGACCUGAAGUUCAUGAUUACAACUUGUUCAAUAACUUUCAGAAGAAAGAGGAUAUAUUUAUAUACACACAAUGUGUAGUCGGAAAGUAUUGAGAACCCUUGAUUUUUCCCACAUUUUGUUACAGCCUUAUUCUAAAAUGUAUUAUAUAUAU